AUGGUGAGUUUCAUAGAGGCUUGGGGUUUAGUAAUGUUCUCAUUGUGUUACACUUUUUACGUUGCUAAAUUGGUUCCAAAAGGAAUCAAAAGGCUGAUUUUGAUCAUCCCUGUCUUGUUCUAUUUCUUCAUAUUUCCUUUCUUAAUGUCUUCCUUGCAUUUAAUCGGCAUAACAGCUUUCUUCAUCGCUUGGCUUGCUAAUUUCAAGAUCGUUCUCUUUGCAUUAGGACUUGGUCCUCUCUCUUCAAACCCUAGACCCUUAUCUCUCCCUAUUUUCUUCGCGGUUUCUUGCUUGCCAAUUAAUAUUCAGCUGAGCCCUAAACCUCCUACAUCUCACUCCAAUGGAGGUGGAUCUACAGAUGGCCCCUUGAAGUAUAUCAUAAAGGUGGCUCUUUUGGUUCUUUUCAGUAAAGUCUACGCUUACAAAACCAAUCUGCCUGAGAAAGCCGUGUUGACUCUCUAUGCGAUCCACACAUAUUUCUUCCUCGUGCUCAUGCUAGCCGCUGCAGCCGCUCUGGUUCGAGCCAUGUCCGGUCUUGAGCUCGAGCCACAGUUCAACAAGCCGUAUUUGGCGACAUCACUUCAAAAUUUCUGGGGGAGACGGUGGAACUUGAUGGUCACUGGAAUCCUACGGCCUACCGUGUACGAGCCGCUGAUCCAGCUGUUCUCUGCCUGGGGCCAACCCCGAGACUGGUCCCGAUAUCCUGCAGUUUUCUUGACAUUCGUUGUUUCAGGGUUAAUGCACGAGCUCGUCUUCUUCUACAUUGGACGGUUGAGGCCGGAUUGGAAGGUAAUGUGGUUCUUCCUUGUAAACGGAUUUUGCACGACGGUGGAGAUUGCCAUCAAGAAGACUAUUAACGGAAGGUGGAUUCUCCCGACAGCAAUUAGUCGGGUUUUGACCAUCGGGUUUGUGAUGGUGACGGGUUUGUGGCUGUUCUUUCCAGAGUUUACGCGGUGCAACAUAUUAGAGAGGUCUAUUGAUGAGUAUGUAGCCAUAGGCAGAGUAGCAGCCAGGAUCAAGAAGAGCAUAUGA
This is a messenger RNA of Arabis nemorensis, 1032 nucleotides long. The record is from the annotation of a GenBank genome assembly. Lineage: Eukaryota; Viridiplantae; Streptophyta; Magnoliopsida; Brassicales; Brassicaceae.